Molecule: messenger RNA, 609 nt
Organism: Wickerhamiella sorbophila
Lineage: Eukaryota; Fungi; Ascomycota; Dipodascomycetes; Dipodascales; Trichomonascaceae
Exons: 1
Coding region: 1-609 (202 amino acids)
Molecular function (GO): fatty acyl-CoA hydrolase activity
Source: RefSeq, a predicted model, not a curated record
AUGUUGCGCAAUUCCCGCAAGCGUAAAGAAAGCUGCUUGUCGGCAAGCUCAAAAUGCUUCCCCGCGUUACAAAUCGACCUUACCGUACAACUCUCGAUGACCAUCAAAAAUUGUGUACAGGCCGUGUGUGACUUCUUCACGAACGAUGUGAAAGGUGCAAUGGGCGAAGUAUUUGCACAGAAACUGCACGAAAACAUGAAGGUGCACGAUGUCUAUGUGGACUCUGAGGGCACCCCGACGGUCAUUUUUGAGCUCUUCACAGACCCCUGGAUGCGCAACGGACACGACAUUGUUCACGGAGGGUGUCUUUCGACGAUCGUCGAUUUCUAUUCUACGCUUUCUUUGGCUGCAGAGCCGAGCUUCUGGUCCAAUACCGACGAGCCCCCGGUGGACGAUAUUAUGAACGUAGUUGGCCAAAUGGGCGUUUCGCGGGCCCUGUCGGUGCAAUUCAUCCAAGCCGUUCCCAUCAAUACCACAGUCUAUGUUGUUUCGAAGCUUGUUUCCAACACCAAGCGCAACAUCUACUUUACUUGCACCAUCAAGGACAAGUCAGGAAAGGUCCUGGUGACGGGGACCCACGAUAAAGUCAAAGUCACAGCGAAAUUAUGA